Molecule: messenger RNA, 3136 nt
Organism: Vitrella brassicaformis
Lineage: Eukaryota; Vitrellaceae
Source: the annotation of a GenBank genome assembly
CUCUUUUGAUCCCUUUCUCUUCCUGUCCUUCUGGUCGUCCUCCUCUUUGCCCCCUCGCACAAGGUCGUGAAUGCGUGAUGAGUCUGGAACUUUCUGAGGCGUUCUCGAAGAAGCUGAGAGAGAAGACAUCGUGGCGGCUGGAUGACGUUGCUGACACGGUUGGGUGCGUGGAGAGGUGCUUUUACACAAUCACACAGAUUGACAAGCGAUGGCGCAUGGCAAGGUACACAAUGAGAGCCGGCACGUGUGUUUGCCUGAUUGAUCGACUGCUUGUUGCUCGACCAGGCAGAAGCACUACGAGACAUACAUCAGCAAGAAGCUCACUGCAGAAGCGAGUGAUCCUGCCAGCACCGCACGGAGGCGGAUAUUCAAGAAGCGCGGCGUCGCCAUGGAGGGCGUCCCGGAGAUGCCGACCGGUCGCCCAAUCAGCCGCCUCACCAGGUGGAAACAAGUCGGCAGAGGACACAGGUAUGCAUGCGGCUGCAAGUAAAUGGAAGCACCUCUUCGAUGGAUGGAUGCCCCUUGUGUUGUCUGCCUUGGCUGCAUGUGUUUGAUUUACUUCAUUCGAACAGGCGGCAGCAAGACGCUCUUGACGACUUCGCGAGUGCAGCGGGCAGCCAGACUAGCUCAGUCAUCGCCCCUCGUCGCCCAGAGACACGCACGAUAGAAGAGAUCCUGAGCGCUCAGCAGCAGGAGGAGGGAGACACGGAAGAGGAGGAGAAAAACCAUGAGGCUGAGCCGACGAUUCCGGGGACUCCACGAUCUGCAUCGACCGGCGCAGAGGUGUGGUGAAAGCAAAUGAGUGAAAUCGCCCGCUGUGUAUGCCUGUGCGUGUAUUGCGUGUUUAUGGAUGCAGUUGGUUUCUCGACGACGGAGGGGCGUGCCGUCAUCCGCUGCGUCCACGGCAAGCGAGGGGAGACCAGCCGCUGCGGCACCUGGUGACGCACCUGGUGAGGACACGACCCAUGCUCCUGCAGGUGGGCGGGGAUGUGAGCAGGAAUCAUACCUGCAUUCCCUUACUGGUUGUUGUCAGACACGAUCAAGAUUCAGCUCGCUGAGCCCAGCGGUGCCCCUCGCCCCAUGACCCCUCCCCGUGCUGGUGAAGAACACAUAGCCCCCCAGAGAAGGCAGUCCAAAGAACGAACGUCGUUAGAGGUGAUGCGCGUCUGGAUGGUGAGGAUACACAUGUGGCGACUGAUGUCCUCUGACUGACUGUACUGUCGUGUCUCACUUGUGUCGUCUCAGCCUCCUGCAGACGUGAAGGUGACCGAUGGCUCCCAGGGCUUCGUGCAGGCCGUCAGCGAUCAUUGGCUGAGAUACCCAGAGGCUGAAAUUCCCCCUCAGGCGGCUUCAAGAGUCCCACGUCUGUCUCUGCCCCCCUACGCUCACGAGCAGGAGUCCGAGGCUCUAGGCGGUCUUCCUCUCUCGGCUCGGCUGCAGUGGCAGACGGCGAGGGCACUGCAAAAACUGCAUGAUACAUGCGUGCCCCGAACGAGGCGAGGGGGGACGAGCGAAGACAGGGAAUGAGGGACACAUGCAGUACUUUGUGUCAUGAAUUCAUUCUCUUGCUUGCUGCAGGGAGCGGGGUGAGAUGUCUGGGGUGAGUACGGGUCCCUCGACCCAUCGCAGGCCGCCGUCACAGCCGCGCACGGAGAGAGAGAUCCGCGAGACCGCUAGAAGGGUUGGUCAGCAACGAAACCUGACCCAUCAGAUCACAUAUGGAGUCGUCGUCGACCAACUGGCGCCGGGAGCCCCCAAAGAUAGCAUCUUCACACCGCGGAUGAUCAGCUCGGAGCAGAAGCGCCUGCUCAUCGAGAAGGCCACGCGCCAAGAGUUCCAUUCCAAGGUCAGGCUAGGGCACUCGAUGACUUACAUCACAAGGUGAACAAAUUGCGUUCUUAUGUGACAGAUCUGCAUCGACUCUGACCCAGCCCCCACCAUGCAGGACAAAAGCGUCAAGUCCCUGCUCGAUAGAAUCAAAAAGUCAGAGGAAAUCAAUGUUGCCAUUCAAAUGCUUCAUGUCUCGUACAUGCAGGCAUUAUAAGGGCGUGCACGCGAAAGACCCGAUUCGCGCGUGGCGAGACAAACCUCUGAAGCUGGCAGGUCGGCUACAGAAACAAAGCCUCCUGGAUAUGCAAGACGUUGGGUCAGUAGAACUCUCUCCUGUUUCCAGAGUGGGCUGUGUUCUCGCGUGCGAUCCCGGUGCUGCCACAGCCCCCGAGCUCACCCAGAGCCAAGAAGAAGAAAAGGAAACGGGUGAGUCUUCGGCUGACAUUCAUCCAGAACACACGUGUGCUGUCUGUCAAUCCAUCUGCAGAGAAAGAGGCGGGAUCAGCUCAAGGUUGAGGCGUUCGACAGCGACAGCCGGCGAAAAGCAGCUGCCAGACGGCGAGAGCAGCAGCCUGCUCCUCGGGCCUGUUCAUUUCUCCCACCGAUCAUUGCUUCCCCGACGGUCAUGGGCAGCAGUGACAGCAGCCCCAUGAACACCACGCACGUGUCGCUGGAAGCACCUGAGCCCACGUCGCCAGCCAGGCUGAGGGGGAGCCCCGGCCGUCAUGGCGACCAGAGGGCCUUCUCCCUGCCGAAUCCACAUGCAUCCCCCUAUGCGGGGCUGAUGACCAGCGCCUCAAGCCCGAAAGCGAGAUCUGGGCAUCGCCCGGUGACAGAGGAAACGAAGGCUUGCUACACGUGGCUUGUAUUGCCAUAUGUGCUGUCUCGUCUGUAUGUGCGUGUUGGGGGCUUGUAGUCACAAGCGUCGAGCAGGGGCAGCAGAGACAGCCCGCCGGAGCUCCGACGCACCUUCGCUCGCUCCAAGACAACAAUGCCAGAGAGCACGCAGCCGAGAUCUCUGGAUCGGCAUGAGCGGCCCUCCACUUCAGUGUCCGGAAGCAGCCGCAGAAGUUCGCCACGACGGUCACCGCUGAUCGACCCCUCACCCACAGAGGUAGCCUGUCAUGCAGAGAGGGACCACUCGUGUUUUCAAGACACUCCGCUUCCUGUUCUGUCAGCUUGAUCAUGCAUGUGAGACUGAUCAUUCGCGGGAGGACCACCGCCGGUCCUUCAGCAGACGAGGGAAGCUCGACGACUUCAUCAGACGAUGCAGUCAACAGCAUGAGCCCUCAUGACAAGACAGCAC